AUCAGAUUGACUUAAACCGAAAGUACGGCGCGAACGGGACAAGGUACGUGUGGGUGGAAGCUGGCCAAGUUUUGUCGAAAGAUCACUUGUCUGAAUCAGAAGUAGCUCUGUGUGAGAAAAGAUGGCCACAGGAGGUGACACCAGCAGCCGUGACCAGGCAGUCGUUUGCAGCAUCUGCCUGGAGGAAUACAUCGACCCCAAGCUGCUGCCUUGUUUCCACACCUUCUGUGUGGAAUGCUUGGAGCAGCAUGCUGGAAGGACAACCACCAGUGGUCACUUCCCCUGCCCUCAGUGUAGGGGAAAUGUCAAGCUACCUGCAAAAGGUGUCCAAGGAUUUCAGACUAAUUUCUACAUCACCAAUAUCAGGGAAAUGGGUAAAACUAACCCAUCUCAAGCUCAACAGAAGGUCAUCCCCAAGUCACAAAAUAUGUGUGGCAUAUGCAAGAAGAGUGCAGCAAGAUUUGAUUGCAGGACGUGUCACAUGAAUCUCUGCAAUGGUUGUAAGAAGAACCAUAAGAAGCCAAAGUCACAUAGGAACCACCAUGUGGUUCUCAUCCAAGAGGAAUCGGCUGCUGCAGAAGUUAGUGAGAUCCUGCUGUGCCCAAAGCAUCAUGCCAGGGGAGAGAUCCUCAUCUAUUACUGCCUCCGUUGUGAUGUCCCCAUAUGCAUGUCCUGCAAGUUGACUGCCCAUGAAGGACAUAAGUCAGAGGACCUGGAGGACAGAGUCAACAUGAUCAAGAAAGAGCUACGUGAAUGCAACUUUGAGGCGCAGAGAAUGUGUCAUAAGCUCGAGGAUUUGAAUGAUAAAGGUGUGAAGAUGGAGGUGAGAUGCCACUGGAAGGUAGAUGAAGUGAUGGAGCAGAUUAGUAGUGACAGGGAAGUUGUUCUGAAGCUAGUCACUGAACGUUCCAAGUGUAUGGAGGGCAAGUUGAAGAAGCGAGCAAAGGCCAGUUUCAACACCAUUUCAGCCCAUCUUGAGAAAAUUGACAUGGAUCUGAAGCAAUUGGAUGAAGUGAAGAACAAAAUUACAAAUACUCUGGAGAAGGGUUCCUUCCAAGAGAUGCAGGACAGUCGCAAAGAAGUAAAGCACUUGAUGGCCUGA
Molecule: messenger RNA, 1102 nt
Organism: Haliotis rubra (blacklip abalone)
Lineage: Eukaryota; Metazoa; Mollusca; Gastropoda; Lepetellida; Haliotidae
Product: E3 ubiquitin-protein ligase TRIM56-like
Exons: 2
Coding region: 122-1102 (326 amino acids)
Molecular function (GO): zinc ion binding
Source: RefSeq, a predicted model, not a curated record